UCCCGUGAGUAACGUCAGCUCCUGCGGGAACGGACUGCGGCUGUAGCCUCCAGCAACCUCCACACGGCUUUCGAGGAAAGAUGGCGACCAGAGUCCUUCAAACAGUGGGUAGAGGCCUUAAACAGACGAGAAGCGGGCUUCAUGCGAGCAGCCCAGUGAACGUCGCCCUCAGGAGCCUCUCAAAUGUUGGUGAUGAAAGCUGGUUCAAAUCCCUUUUUGUUAGAAAAGUCGUCCCCAGAAAAGAUGCUCACUCUCACCUGCUUGCCAAAAAAGAAGACAACAACCUGUAUAAAAUACAGUUUCACAAUGUCAAACCUGAGUGCCUCGAUGCUUACAAUGAACUUUGUGAGGAUGUCUUGCCUUCCAUUCACACUGACCCUGAAUACCCCUGUGAGCUUGUAGGCACCUGGAACACAUGGUAUGGGGAGCAGGAUCAGGCAGUUCACCUGUGGAGAUAUCGGGGAGGAUACCCGGCUCUCACCGAAGUCAUGAACAAACUCAGGCAGAAUAAGAAGUUUAUGGAGUACAGGAAUGAGAGGGGGAAGAUGCUGCUGUCUCGUAGGAACCAGCUGCUGCUGGAGUUCAGUUUCUGGAACGAACCCGUCCCUCGUCCAGGACCCAACAUCUAUGAGCUCCGAUCGUAUCAACUCAGGCCAGGCACAAUGAUUGAAUGGGGAAAUUACUGGGCUCGGGCUAUUGAGAUUCGCCAGCAGAACCAAGAGGCAGUGGGAGGCUUUUUCUCACAGAUUGGAAGUCUGUACACAGUUCACCACUUAUGGGCUUACAAGGACCUGCAGUCCAGAGAAAAUACCAGAAAUGCAGCCUGGCAGCGUGACGGCUGGGACGAGGUUGUUUAUUACACAGUCCCUCUUAUUCAGCACAUGGAGUCUAGAAUAAUGAUUCCCAUGAAGACUUCGCCCUUGAAGUAACUACUAACACCUGAGGAGAAUUCUCAGCCGCCACUGCAACUAUUACACUGAUCUGUCGAGAGUGUAACCAACCAUCAAAGUGUGCACUGCCAGGGAAAUCGGCUCAACAUCAACACAGUCUUGUUUCCUUUCAUUUGGUUUCUUUUCUCCCUUUUUUCUGUUUGGAUGAUGAGGUCAAAAUGAUUAUCACCAAAACUGUACCUGUUACAGCAGCGACUGUGUUACUGACCUAUUAAUGUGGUGUGCUUUUGAUUUGGGGGCACACUCCUCUUCACCUUCUGUCAUUUAAAGGGUGUUUGAAAUGUCUUGUCUGUCUUUUUGUUUAUUUUCUUUUCCUUUCUUUGUUGUUUGUGUGCUGUUCACAGGGCCUGAAAAGUAUCUUUUAAUGUACAAGAAAAUUUCAUGAUUUCUGAGUCCUGAAACAAAAUGAUGAUUACCAGUGUCUUACAGCAGAAAAUAAGAGCUCACAGUAGCUCACUGUCAAAAUUACAUGGCUUAAAAUACAUAUUGAGUGGUCAGUUUCACAGAGAUAAACCUGCAGUUUAAAAUUCAGUGUUAUAAAAUGAGCACUAAAGCUGAAAGGUACAGGUUUUGGUCUUUGUUUCAGAGCCACAGUCUCACUCCAAGUUCAUCAUGUGUCCACUCCUCUUUUGUUGCAUAGCUUUGAUACAGCCAACUUGGUGUUUACUCCUUUCAGAAUCAUUUGACUGGAUGAACCAAUUCCUGUCAACAAUACUGUAAUGAGCAUGCACACAAGUUGCCAGCUCAUUGUUUUUCCUUUUGUCUCACCAGAAUCAUGAAUACUGAAUUUGAAUUAUUUGCCCUGGUGUGUUUUGUUUUUUGUUUUUUUUUUAAACUGACCACAACUCCUGAUUCUUCAAAUUGUAACAUAUGACACACGCGGCUCUUCCAGACAGAAGACAUGUUUUUGAAUCCAGCGGAACUAAUCUGUAUUUACAGUAUAUCCUGCUGUACGCUUACUGACAAGUUUGGCCUUUCCCUAUAUCAAGUAGAUAAUGUCUGGGUGAUUGUAUGCUCUGACUAAGAUCAAUGUUUUCUUUCUUUCUUUCUUUUCUUUUUUUCUUUUUAAAUGGGCAGAUUGUAGAUAUACAUAGUGGGAUUAUUGGCCAAACCAUAGAUACAGACCCUCCUGAAUCUGAAUGUGCAGGGUCUUCUAUUACCUAGCGGGUGUUGAUAAACCUGUGAACAGGAGAGGAGUAGUAUCUUGUGUGAUAAACUGUAAAAUGCAGUGCUUUAAUAAGAUUAGUUGUACAUAUUUAAUUAAACUUCUGAUAAAAAUUAA
Molecule: messenger RNA, 2232 nt
Organism: Pelmatolapia mariae (spotted tilapia)
Lineage: Eukaryota; Metazoa; Chordata; Actinopteri; Cichliformes; Cichlidae
Product: protein NipSnap homolog 2-like
Exons: 10
Coding region: 81-929 (282 amino acids)
Cellular component (GO): mitochondrion
Source: RefSeq, a predicted model, not a curated record